GCCCACUUUCACUUGUGCUUUCACUCGCUGCUCAACAGACUGACACAAGGAGGAGUGGAGAGAGGACUGUGAGGGAUGUGAAUGACUUUGUCCUGACUCCUGAGGAUCAUUUGGACUACAGAAUCUGGACUAUAUUGUGUUUGGGACCAAGCCAUGUCUGAGAGCAUAGUGAGGAAGGUCCAGCCCUUCACCAUAGGGACCAGGCUGUCUGUCCCAGCUGUGUCAAAGUGUCAGGACUUUGCACCAGAUUAUCUACAGAGCCCGAGUUUGGAUAACUGCACGCUGCAGCACAACUUGAACUCUCUUUACCUCAGCCGCUCCCCGGUGUGUGCAAAUGGACCCCGUUUGUCCCCGGUACAGCCUCAGUCUGCAGUGAGACAGGAGACGGACAUGGCAGCAGAGGACCAGCUCAACCAGAACAUCUGCUCAGCUGCUGCAGUUGCCCGCUCCAUCAAGAAGAUCACCAUCUCUGGAAACAAGGACCGACCUGAGAACAGGACAGUGAACAAGACCGCGUGUGUGUUUGUGCAAGGGACCACAGAAAACAACAAUAACAACAACAACAGCAGCUCCACUCCACAAACUUUACCCAGGAUAGUGGGAGUGAGCUGCGAGAAUAAACCAACAUCUCAAUUCAAGGUGCUGCUGAGAAAAGAAAGCUGCGAAGAACACGAAGAGCAGGCGUCGGCACAAACUCAGCCCCACGUGAGUGACGCGCGCGCGGAGCAGCCCGGGCCACAGCUGCAGAUUUCCUCACCUGAAACUGAGUCUUUGAGGAAAGACGUUGAUCCAGUGUCUCAGGCUGAAGACUCCCCAGGUGUUACACCCCAAACUGACUGUUUCACUCAACGCAACUCACUCUUCAACAGGGAAGCGCUGCAGGCAGAAGCAUGGAUAAAGGGGAAGCUCCAGGACCUGAAGGAUGGCCGUAAUAUUGAACACUUACACCUACAGGACGGGGAGGAGGCCUGUCAGACUCUGCAGAGGGACCUCAAAGACUUUGAAAACACCUUGAUUCAACUAAACCAGAUGGGGGAACAAUUGAUCUGCAAGAUGAACCCGACUUCAGACCUGGUGAAGAAACAGCUGAGCCAACUCCGGGACCAAUGGCAGACACUGAAGCAGACUGCAGCCAAUCAGACGAGGGCUUUGGGUGGGGCCAAGAACCUUCAAGAGUUCAACACUAAAGUGGAGAAACUGGAGGCGUGGAUCAAGGAGAAGGAAGAGCCCACGUCUCUGGUCAAUGUCCUUGGGGAGAGUGUGGACAAGAUGCAGCUGACCAGAAAGAUUUUAGAUCUGAAACAGGAUGAGCAGCUCUACAGGAAUCUCUAUGAGGAAAUUAACCACUUAGCCCUCAAACUGGAGAAGCAAGGCAAGACAGAUGGGAAAAACGUCGGCAACAGGAGGAAACACGUCAAUAAAAUGUACACAUGGUCCUUUGAGAUGAACUGGUGGCUCAAAGUACAAGCUCAUCUGAAGAACUAUCAUGAAAAUCUGCAGCUGGCUUUGGAGGUGUCAUCCUUCUACCAACAAGCUGAUAAUAUAUUACUGGCCAUUCACAACAUGAGAAAAGGUGCAUCUGGAUCUAAGGAGCUGGACAAACUCGGAGACCAGGAAAUCCGAGACAUUGCAGGUCAAAUCAUGAUGCUGGAUGUGAGUGUGUCCCAGCUCUCUAAUCUGCACCCUGCUCUAGCGACUGGCGUCAUUCAGAAACAAAGUGAAAUCAAAGAGUCAUGGGCACUUCUGCAGAAAACUCUCAGGACUGACAGGGCUGCACCACCACCCACCAGCCCCAGUCCCCCCAGAGAAGAGGUCGACCCUUCAACCAGGGAGCAGGGCACCGUGGGAACUGAGCUGCAAAGAACCAUGGGAAAAGAGGUGAAGGAGGAGCAGAAUCGGCUAAAAGGUUUUGUGGGCACUGCUGAUGCUGGCAUUGGUCAAACUCAGGAACAGGAUUCAGCAAGCCUUUCGUCACCCAUGGGAGAGGCAGCUGUCUGUUCCAAUGAUGUCAUAGCCAGACACCAGUUGAAGGCAGAAAGCAGGAAGCCCAAAACUGAGCCCAAGAAUGACAGCACCCAACCAGGCCACCCACCGCUCCACGCCCAGCUCCAGAAGUUCACCGUUUCUGCAGACAAGACUCUGGCCUGGCUCAAAGACAAUGUCUCCAUGGCGACCCAGAUCUGCGCCGUGGCCAGUCUAGAGGGCCUUGAAGCCGCACGUAGGUGUCAGCACGCUUUGGAGCAGGAGAUACUGAACAACAGAACAAGGAUUGAGGUGGUAAAAAAGGAGGGCCGUGGGCUGGUCCGAGCGCAGCACCCGGGCAGCUCCAGGAUCCAGGAGUUUUUGGGUCAGCUGGAGGUGCUGUGGGAGGAGCUGCGGAGGAGGCACCAGAGGAACGCGCUCUUUCUCCAGGCCUCCGAGGAGCUGGGCUUCAGGGUUGUUAAAGUGCUGCAGGCCCUGGGCAGCCUGGACGCCUGGCUGGAGUCUGUGGAGCUUUCCAUGAAGGAGUCCUCUUUGGCCGCUGACCCUGAAACUAUGAGCGUAGCUGAGCGACAGAGCUGCCUCCUGGAGAGAGAGGUGACGGCACGUGGCCAUGAACUGAAAGCGCUCAGACAGGAGGUGGAGCGGCUACAGUGCCACAGUCACCCCCUGACACGAGGGCUGCCCGCACGCAUGGACGCUGUGGAGAGAAAGUACCAGCAUGUUCAAAGUGCGCUGACCCAGCAGAGCUCAGAGCUGCAGGACACACGGAUGCUGACCGAGUUUCUGGAGCAGGUCGAGCUCGAGGAGAGCCAGGAAAGAAGGGGGGGUCAGUUCAGCCUAGGACAGCCACUGCACAGUGAAAUGUCCCCAGCACCUACUCUAAUGGACCUCCGGAGUAGCAGUGCCACAGAGCCUCUGAUGGAGCCCAUGGGUGACCCUGUAGAGGAGCUGAGAGAAGCUGUGGAGAUGCUCAAUGACACAGUGAGGGAAAGAGGGCGCACUCAAAACCUUGACCAAGCCAUAUGCGAGCUACUGAGCAAGCAUGCCAGUCUGGCUGUGCGGGUGGAGGAGAGCUUAUGCCGCAGUAAAGACCUGAGCCUGGACAUUUUGGAGAGAGAGACAGACAUGGCGGUCCAAUGCGAGCCGGAUCGCUGUGGUUUGGAUGCCCUGUGGGAGGAGCAGGACCACCUGGAGAUGAACUAUGAGGACAUCAGAGAAGAGGUGAAAGCGGUGGAGAGCCAGGCCAGGCGCUUGGAGGAGCUGUGCCCAGAGAGAGUUCACGUUUUUGGGGCAAAGAUCCAGGUGACACUGCAGGCCUGGACGGAGCUGGGGGCCAGUGUGACAGCGAACAAAUUACGUCUGCGAGAGUUUGUGCAGCUCCAAGACUUCUUCAGGAGCUAUCUACAGAUGAUCUCAUGGACUGAAGAUACAAGGUCCUGCAUUUUCUCAGAUACUGCUUUGCAUCACGGGAAAGAUGGACAGGGGCCAAUGGCUGCAGAGCUGGAUUCACAGAUUGAGCAAAAGUUUGUGGAGUUUGAGGAGCUGGCAGCAACAGGGAGGAACAUUUUAGACAAAGACCAUCACCUCAGUCAGAUGGUGAGGGAGCGCAUGGAGGAGCUGCGGAGCAUGCUGGGCUGGAUCUCAGUGCACUGGAGAGCCCAAAAACAGCAGUGGCUUCAGAAACAAGAGGCACAGGAGAAUGUUUACUCCAUCAUGUGCUCAUCAUUGGCAAAGCCUUCAGCACAAGAACAGCAGGCUGACCAAUCAGUGUAUUCUCCAGUGCUCUCCUCUGAUGAAGAAAGACAGCAAGACGCUAAAGAAACACAGAACUCCUCCGUUUCGUGUAAACCUUUAAAUAAGCAAACAGAGGACGGAUACGCAGUUAUGGCCAGCGUUCCUUUGCACAGUCCUGAUGUGAAGUCGCCAGAAUCUCCCAAGUCUUCAGUGUUUGUCCUCAAAGACAAAAGCAGCCCUGGCCUGGGGAACACUGUCAACCUCAUCCUCAGCUUUGGCAACACAGGAGACAGUCAGGUGCAGGUGCUGGAUGCUCCUGUCACUGCAGAGGAGGAGGAGGGGACUUCCGAACCUGUCCGCAGGGUAAGUACCUACUUGCAUGUCAAGGAGAACAGCUUGGCAUCUGGCCCUGUGUAUGAGAGCAUCACCCUGCCUCGUCUAAAGCACCACUCAGCCCCCUCGCCUCCUUCCUCCCCAUCCACACCAGCAAACACUUCCCAGAUGACCAACUACCACUUGUCCACCGGGGGGAGCACUUCUAUCUUCAGCAGUCUCAAGAGGAUUGGCAAGAAACGGAAACGCAAGAGAGAUAACACUAGAAGACAUUCAAUUCAGAAAAUCAUGGGAGUAGAGGAGCAAGAGGAAGAAAUUCCCAAAAGUGCUUCAGAGAAAGUAAAUUAUGAUACUCGGACUUGGCCACUAAAACAAGGCAGGAGGAAGAAGGCAAAAAGUCCGGAAAACGUAACUAAAGACUAUAUGAAAAAUCCCUUGUUGAAAGACAUUGAAAGUGAAUGUACAGGGGACUACAACAUCACGCCUUACGCUGUCUCAGAAGCACCAUCAUCUUCUGCAGAUAAUGUUAAAAGUCACUGCCGCUUUCUCUCACUGGGAUCCGUGUUAAGUUUUGAAUUGCCUAAAGAUAUGAAACUUAUUCCUAGUAUUCAAGAUAUCAUUACGAUUGCUCCACCAGACUCCAACAAAGCAACGGGAGAAGAUCCGGACCCACUUUCACAAAGACAAACUGCACUCAGCUCCUUCAAACAAACAAGAAAUGCUCUAGCUACAACAACUCCAGAAAAUGAAAAUGCUUUAAGUUGUCCCAUUGAAAAAGAUGAACCUACAUUGAAACAACAAUCUCACGGUUUGAAGACUGGCCAAUGUAGUAACCAAUUACAAGUUGAAUGCAGUGCUAAUACAGUUUUGAACAAAGAAAGUGACCAGAAAUCCAACAAAAUUAAGAAUCCCAUUUACGUCAACCAUCACCCCAUUAAAACUUGUAAUAAACAUGAGUGCUUGAGUGUCCAUACGCUUAUAAAGGACUUGAAUGGGCACAAGUAUCAUAAGUGUACAAGGCCCCAUAACGGACAGAGUCAUAACCAAGCCUCCCAUAUGGUGGUUAAUCUAAAGUCAACUGUAAAUGUAAACAUUCGGCAAGAUUCAGUGGACUCUGGUAUCUCAAGUUUAGGCAGCGUUAAGCUUACCUCAGAAAUACCCAGCGUUGAAAAUCCUCCACCCAAAGGGAUUGUGGGUAAAAUGAUGUCUUUGGAGGUAGGAUGCAUUCCCAGCAACAGCGAAUUAAAAACAAAUGCGUCUUCUACAAGUGAAUUCGAAUCAGACGCUGUCCAUGUGGACCACCAGCAGUUUGAAGAAGAAGAGGAGGAGCUGGAAGGAAUUUGGAGUCAAAAUUUAAGAAACAGUAUUUGCUCAGAUAUUAUGUACCAACCAAAUCAAGAUGAAACGCUCUCAGCUGAUCAGCCUGUUCAACCUUCUUCACCCCCUGCACCCAAAAGUCCAGCUGUUCUCUACAGAAAUUUAGUGACCGCCUCUGCUCCUAAUCUUCUUGUGGCAGAGUUCAAACUUCCACCUUCCGUCCAAAGUUUACUGGGGUAUGACAAGUGUCCCAAUCGGCACCUCUCUUCCCUGGCUGUGGGGGAGAGGAGGUCCUGGGCUGCGUUCCCAAAUCGAGACCCCCCUUCCUCCUCCUCUUCCUGCCCCUCCAAUGGGACGACUGUGGCAGUGAAUGAGACCUGCGUCCGAUCCAGUGAAGCUGCCAGAGAUAGAGGACAGCCAGAGGUACAUUUACCAGUACAGAGAAGAGGAAGAGGAUGAGAGAGAGGAUGAAGAGGAAGAGGAGCACACAAGCUGUUCCAAGGGUGAGGAGGUGAACUGUCAACAAACCUCUCCGACAUCUGAGCACAUGGAAACGCAGGAACACACGACAGCCACUGGAGGGCGUUGUAUUACUUUG
This is a messenger RNA of Boleophthalmus pectinirostris (great blue-spotted mudskipper), 5965 nucleotides long. RefSeq lists its product as uncharacterized. Gene Ontology annotation, biological process: muscle cell development; actin cytoskeleton organization. Gene Ontology annotation, cellular component: cell junction; cortical actin cytoskeleton; Z disc. The coding region runs from base 154 to 5826 and encodes 1890 amino acids. The record is from RefSeq and is a predicted model, not a curated record. Gene Ontology annotation, molecular function: actin filament binding. NCBI's taxonomy places the organism in Eukaryota, Metazoa, Chordata, Actinopteri, Gobiiformes, Gobiidae. The transcript has 25 exons.